CACGCAAGGCAGCGGACUCCCAUCACAACCAAAAUGGCGGCCAAACGCGGACAGCCGGCUCGCCACGGUGACUGACAGGAGAGACGCUUGCCUUUGGUCGGACUACAAACGCUUACGUGUCGGGACAAUUGAGCACAAACACACAGCAAUGGCUGCCACUUCAACACAGCAGCACCGAGAUGUAUGAAUGACACCCGAUGACGCCGCAACCUAAGGACUAAAACCAGCGUUUUCAAGUGGGAAUUUGCUAGCUGACUGUUUGAUCAAAGGAGGGAAGUUUACUUCUUGAUCUCUCAAUGACCCGGGCACUUGGCGGGAAUGGGAAAUGAUGGAGGACAAAGGCCCUCGUGUAGCUGACUACUUUGUGGUGGCGGGACUGACUGAUUCAUCCAAGCCUUUGGACCGGGAGAUCCACUUUGAUGACGCCUGCCACAAAACUGCCAAGCCGAAGGCACCCAUCACCGACGUGGCUGUGGUGAUCCGCUCAAUGGGUGAUGAGGUGCCCCCAGGGUUCACAUGCAUUGAGACCACACCAAACGGGCAUUCAGCUGAUUUCAAUAAUGGAGGGCUCAUGGCACCUCAGAUCUUCCUGUGCUAUAGGCGAGGUUGUGACAAGCCACCACUCACUGACUUGGGUGUCCUCUUUGAGUGGAAGGAGCGACUGAAGCAGGGCUGCCACCUUAUCCAGACCACGCCCUCGGGUCGCCCAGCCAACAUCAGUGGAAACUCCUCCCAGCGCAUCUAUGUCACCUACCAGCGGGCGCCUGAGAGGCAACCACAUGCUGCUCUGGCUGUCACUGACAUCUGUAUCAUCAUCCCAAGCAAAGGAGAGACUCCUCCACACACCUUCUGCAAGGUGGAGAAGAAUCUCAACAGCACUUUGUGGGGCUCCUCUGUGUACUUGUGUUAUAAGAAGUCUGUGACCAAAACCAACUCGAUAGCGUAUAAAGCAGGAUUAUUCUGCAGAUAUCCAGAAGAGAAUUAUGAGUCUUUCCCACUGCCAGAAUCUGUUCCUCUCUUCUGCCUCCCCAUGGGAGCCACAAUCGAGUGUUGGCCAAUCAACGCCAAAUACUCCCUGCCUGUUUUCUCUACUUUUGUCCUAACUGGAGCCUCUGGAGAGAAGGUAUACGGUGCUGCCAUACAGUUCUAUGAGCCCUACCCACAAGAGUGUCUGACUGAUCAACAGAGCACCCAGCUGGGCCUUCUAAACACAGAUCCACACAAACCCUCUUCCCCCUGCAACAGCUCAGCUGAUGUCACAAACAGCACAACUUCCUCCACCUGCUCUGUUUACACCAACAAAUGCAUCUGCCUGCUUUCUCACUGGCCCUUCUUUGAUGCUUUCCGCAAGUUCCUCACCUUCCUGUAUCGCUAUUCCAUCUCUGGCCCGCAUGCCCUCCCCAUUGAGAAGCACAUUUCUCAUUUUAUGCACAAAGUUCCCUUCCCUUCCUCUCAGAGGCCUCGCAUCCUGGUGCAGCUUUCCCCUCAUGACAGCCUGAUGUUGAGCCAGCCAGUGUCUUCUCCUCUACCACUCAGUGGUGGACGAUUUUCCACGUUGCUCCAGAACCUGGGACCGGUGAAUGCUGUCACUCUUCUGGUGUUUGCUGUCACUGAACAAAAGAUUCUGGUCCAUUCGUUACGACCUGCCGUACUGACCAGCGUUACUGAAGCUUUGGUAUCUAUGAUCUUUCCCUUCCACUGGCCAUGCCCAUAUAUUCCUCUGUGCCCGUUGGCACUGGCUGAUGUGUUGAGUGCCCCAUGCCCGUUCAUUGUAGGAGUGGACUCUCGCUACUUUGAACUGUAUGACCCCCCUCCAGAUGUGAGCUGCGUGGAUCUGGACACCAGCACCAUUUUCCAUAAUGAAGAUAAGCGAGCGCUCACGUGGAAGAUCUUACCAAAGAAAGCUUGUAAGAUUCUAAUGAAUGUGCUGAACACUCUCUAUCAGCAACUGGUUGAUGGUCAGGACCAGCCUGACAGCCUGCUAGAGUUCACCGUCAGCGGUUUAUCAGAGUUGAACUGUGGGAAGAGUAUCAAUACUGUGGAGCUGGAGAUCCAGGAAGCCUUUCUGCGGUUCAUGGCAGCCAUUUUAAAGGGCUACCGUUCAUUUCUGCGACCCAUUACCCAGGCACCAUCGGAGAAAGCCACAGAUGCCAGCUCACUUUUUGACCUGCAAGGGUUCCUGAAGAGCCGUGACCGCUCCCACCAGAAGUUCUACUCCCUGAUGACCAAAACCCAGAUGUUCAUCCAUUUUAUUGAGGAAUGCUCCUUUGUUAGCGACAAAGACGCCAGUCUGGCCUUCUUCGACGACUGUGUGGAAAAAUUGUACUGCUCAGAGCGGAGCGCUGACAAAGGGAGCAAGAUCGAUGGAGAGAGACCAGAUGAGGCUAGGUUGAUAGAGACCGAUGAACCCCAUCGUAGUGAGCACACAGUCUUCAUCACACCGCCAGAGCUGCCCUCUCUGCCUGAAGGGGAAGUACAUCCCUUAUGCUACAGGUAUGAUGGCUUCCCAGUGUUAAGUUUGGACUUGUUUGACCCAGUGGAGGGGCUUCAAACCCCUUCCUCUCGCCUCACCGCCAGGCACAGCUGCCCCACAAGCCCGGCACCCAUGUUUAGGCGUAGUAAGCAGGAGAUUAAAUCAGCCCAGAAAAUAGCCAAAAAGUACUCCUCCAUCCCCCAGCUAUGGUCCAUGUGCCUGCUCCGCCAUUGUUACGGCCUCUGGUUUAUCUGUCUGCCAGCAUAUGUGAAGGUUUGCCAUUCCAAGGUGCGAGCGCUUCGGACCGCCUAUGAUGUCCUCCGUAAGAUGCAGGCCAAGAAGCUGCAGCCACCUGAUGAGGUGUGCUACAGAGUGCUGAUGCAGCUUUGUGGACAAUAUGGUCAGCCGGUCCUUGCAGUCCGGGUCCUCUUUGAAAUGAAGAAAGCUGGAGUCCACCCCAAUGCGAUCACAUAUGGCUACUACAAUAAGGCAGUGCUGGAGAGCACUUGGCCGACCAGCACCAGAGGAGGAUACUUUCUGUGGAUGAAGCUGAGAAAUGUGGUGUUGGGUGUGGCUCAGUUUAAACGGUCACUACGGAAACAUGCCCCUGUUACUCACAGCCUGCUGUCAGAUGGCAGUGACCUGGACGCUGUUAGUCAUGGCAGCCUGGAUAGCACUGCUGACACUCACCUGAAUGAGCAGGGCAGAGCAGCAGAUAUCACUGAUGAUGGAUCUAGCACAGGACAUCAGUCAGAUUUGGGUUAUAAUUCACUGUCCAAAGAGGAGGUUCGCAGAGGCAACACCAGUGCACAGGACUCUCUCCGUGACAAGAUUGAUAAGGAAGAGAGUGACUGCAGCUCUUUGUCAGAAACGGAGAGCAUCAAGGGAAGUAAAGACUGUCUACCUCAGUUGGACAUGGAUGUUAAUACCUCCUUGCAUCCCCAUGGCAUUGUGUGCAGCCAUUCACACUACGACAGUUCCAAAUGUAGAGCGAAGACAUCUGCAAGGACAGACCAUGUUGCAGGUCUUCUCUUCACUUCUUCACUGGAAGAGAUUGGUGAGGUCCAAACCAAUAUCUUGCUCAGGAAACACAAAAGCACCCUGGAAGAAGUGGUUGGCAGUGGCAGCAGUGACUCGACUUUGGAUUGGCGGCUGAGUGGCGACAAAGUCAGCAGUUGUGGCAGCGGGACUGCUGUUCUCGGUCUGGGUUUGAGCCAGGGAGAAACUGACCCAGAUAAAAUUGCAGGACAUCUUGGCGCUGAUGCAAAAAUUCUCUGUAAUGCCAACUUCGGUAAGCGCAAGAGGCCUCGGUCACUGGCUCUGGAUGGGUUCGAGGAGGCUUCCUCAGUUAGCAGGUGUUGUAAAGAUGGAGAUGAGACAAAAAUACAUGAUUCCAGUGAUGAGGACACAAACAAUAUAGAGGCUAUUUUUGAUUUGGAGGAUUUGGAUUUGGACAAGACUACCACAGACGCAGGAAGUACUUAUCAUAAAACCUGCAGUUCUCAAAAGAAUCCUAUUGAACGCAGAGCAAGCUACUGUGGUGUGAGCACUUUGACAUCAAGAGGAACCGUGACGCGCACAGGCAUUGAGACUGGCAAUGAUCCUCUAUCCUUGCUUGCAGCAGAGUCUCAUUUGGUACAGCAAAAGGAGGAUCCAAGCCCAGAGGAGACGGACGCCAGCACACCCAUUGCCAACAGGAAUUUGGCAAGGGAGAUUGAGCUGUACAUGAAGCACAUGGGGAGCCCGCUGAGUAGCCGUACACCAAGUGUGGACCUACAGGACCCAGCCAGCCCACUCAUCUUUCACCGCUCUUCAUCUCGUAGUGCGAGCUUACCCCACAGUUCCCCACUCUGGACCACACGGGUGUCGAAGUCUCGCACUUACCACCCUCCCUCACCCUCCCAGCCCAUCCCACAGCAACAUAAGUGGUCAUCACUACCCUGUCGCAGUGCAAGCACCACCCCUAGCCCUUGUCCCAGCCCACUUCUCAGCCCCUACCGGGAGAAGACAAGCCGGACGAAUACCGCAGGUCCUUCACCAUCCUCCUCCUCUUUUGCUUUGGACACACUACUAACACCAACACUGGAUGUUUUCAAGACCAGCAUGUUCUCUGCGGGGAAAGGCGUGGCAGAGAAGGCUAGUCGUUGGUACACACGUCUAUCUACGUACACCACACCAACCAAGGACAAUCGGAGUGACCAACCGAACGUGUCCAGCCAUGAUGUUGACGAUCCAGAUUGCUUCUCUGUGCAAGAUGAGGAACACUACAAGGAGUCGAAGAGCUCCACAGUUUCCCCGCAAAAGAACGACCCUCUUGGUCCAAUUGGAUCUCGAAAUAGUCCAAGACGAAGCCCCUUCCAUAGUAGACUGAACAGUCCCACUACAGGCUCAAGCCUCAGGAGACCGUCAUCCCAGCUCCCUGGUUGUGGCCUCUCACCUCCUGGCUUCCUUGACAAGUCAGACCUGAGCUCCUCGCGCUACACUAGCAACACCAGCAUCUUCAAUAACUGUGCAAUGGAGCUGUUGAUCUCAAGCUGUUCGCGCUGUAAGACGUGCGACUGCCUGGUCUACGAUGAGGAAAUCAUGGCCGGCUGGACGGCAGAUGACUCUAAUCUAAACACUACCUGCCCCUUCUGUGGAAACCCCUUCCUGCCUUUUCUUAAUGUGGAGAUCAGGGAUAUGAGAGGAGCCGGCAGGCUGUUUUUAAAGGGAAGUCUGUCCGUGGAUGAGGCGCUGAGUUCAUCAUAUUCUACCUCAACAGGCUUUGACACAGGGACAUCCACCUUAUCCACCCCCUGCCCCACCACAGCUGUCUCCCCUCCUUCUCCUGUGAUAGCGAGACCGAGGUGUCUGUCAAGAACUCGAUCCACCACAUCGCACGGGAUCAACAUCUCCUCAGAGCGGCGACAUGGGGCUCUUUCUUCGGCAACACCCAUGGCUCGUAGUGUCAGUGCCUUCGGCCCCCUGGAAGAAACGUCUCAAAGCAACCAUUUGUUGCCCAUCUCUGGCAGUCUGCCCAGCCGGCUUAAUGAACCCACUGACCCGCUGAGUAUGGAAUGGCGUCUCCACAACCCUGAGCCAGUGACAGUCCCCUACUUGAGCCCACUGGUGCUGUGGAAGGAACUGGAGAGCCUGCUGGAGAAUGAGGGAGAUGCAGUAAUAACAGAAGCUGACAUGGUGGACCACCAUCCCAUCAUCUACUGGAAUUUAGUCUGGUACUUCAGGCGGCUGGGCCUGCCCAGCAACCUGCCCGGACUCAUCCUAACCUCCGAGCAUUGUAACAGGGACUCCCAGGUCCCCCGUCAGUGGAUGUCAGAGGACAGUAAACACGUGUUGAUCCAGAUCCUGUGGGACAACCUGAAGCUACAGCAGGACCCUGUACAGCCUUUUUAUAUUCUCUGGAACACAUACAGGCUUAAUUGUACUCUGUUGUUAGAACAUGUGGGCUACCCCGUGUCCCGAACUGUCCCAAAAGAAGAGAAGCCGUUCACUGAGGAGCUGCUGCAGAGUGUAGUGAGAAGCAUCCAGAGGAACGACGUGGGCCGACCAAUGGCUCAUCUGCUGGAGAUACAGCACCAGACAUUUGGACUCAAAAGGCAAAGGAGUUUGUACCGAGACCUCCUCUUCCUGUCGCUGGUGGCUCUGGGAAAAGACAGCAUUAAUAUCGAUGCCUUCGAUCGGGAAUACAAGCUGGCAUACGACCGCCUGCCGCCAAGGCUGGUGAAGCUGACCCGUAACUGCGACCGCCCCCCCAGCACGGGUGUCAUGGAGUGUCGCAGGACGUUUGGGGAGCCUUACCUGUAAAAAAAAAAAAAAAAACAACAACAAAAAAACCCUCCUGGUAACAAGCGCUCAGGAAAGAGGCCGUCUUAAGUACACGGCAUAAAAGUAUUUUUAAGACAACAUUUUAAAGUAAAGAUGGCAUGAUAGAGUAGAUUUGAUGGUAUUUUUUUGCAUCUUAGUUGCAUCCAUGCAAAGUAAGCUUUAUUGUCAUGUCAGGUGGGAGUCUCCUGCUUUUCAUCAGAGUGUUUCCACCUUAAAUGUCAGUGGAGGUCAGGUUUGACUUUUUUUGUAUUUUAAAAGUUGUUACCAGUGGGAGUGACUGAUGUCAGUAUUCAUCUUUUAGAAGCAACGGACCCCAGUUUCAGCGUACAGGUGGUCCUCGGGUUCCUAGACUGUGAUGUACGUCUAGUUUUAGUUUCUUUUACACUUAAAUUAUAGCAAAAUGAACUGCUAAGUCACUCAAACUGCACACGCAACACAUACAGGACACGUCAGAUACACUCAUAAAAAGAUUGGGUACAAGAAUAAAAGGAAACUAAUACUUUUAUCCCUGUGGUUGCCUUUCCCAGAUCUCUUUGUAACAGCGCACAGAAUCCAUGACCCCUCUAGCAUUCAUUAGCAUUCAGUAAUCUUCAUCUUUAAUGAUGGUUGGGACCAAAAGAGCGGCCAAUAUUGGUGGGUGUGUCUCCUCUCUCUGAGCUUUUUAUGAUGUUCAUUUUCACUUCCAUGGUAGAUGGCUGUCCUGUUCUUUUUGACGCACUGCCGCUUGGGACACGUAAUGAAGUGUCAAAAGUUAACUAAUAAGCGAUGUUCUUCCUCUGUUUCAUUCUUGCGCUGACGCUGCAACCAGCUUUCGAGCGAGUCGCGUGUUUACGGACCAAAAAUUAGGUUUUUAAUGAAUUUACGGGAGCGUCACAAACAGAGGACCACCUGUGCAUGAAGUGUGAUAUUUACAUGUUUGGACGUGUACAGGAAAUGCUAUGUUUGUGGUACAAAAGCUGUUUGAAUCAGUAUUAGGUCGUGUUGAAGUCGCGUCUCCAGCACAUUACAACCGCAGCUGUUUUGUUGUGGCCCUGCAAGAGGUUCUGUUACAUACCGGACACAAGGUACUAAAACGUACUGUGUCAUGACGGCUACGCCAAUACCCAUCCAAAAGUGUUGGCGGCGUAGAAGCGACCCCUGCUAUCACGCUACCACACACGUAUUAUUGUUUUGGGGUGAUGAUCCAAAGACAACUCCCAAAAGUCUUAUGAAGGUCAACCACUUGGUGGGAUGAACAAGUCAUUGCCUGAAGGUCAGGAUGCACUUUGACCCUUGAAAAAAAAGGUGAACUGACUGAACUUGAAAGUACUUCCUGAUGGGAAAGCUGACUUGUAAAAAUGAAGAAAAUGUAUAAAUUGCACAAUGUGUACAUUUACAUUUAACCCUUUGUAAAAAUAAUAAAUAUAUAAAUGAUAAUUUAUGACAGUUGAUACGAAAGCUGAUAAGUGCAUGUUUCUGUAAUGGACGGAACAUUCAGGGUUGUUUGGAUGUAAAUAAAUAAAACUACAUAGGAAACAUCACUGCUUUUGGCUCCACUUUCUUGGGGGUGGGGAGGGGUGAAGAUUUUUUUCUUUGAUUCAAAUGUCAGUUUUAAAAAUGGACAUCAUAAAUGUUAAGAUCAAAUAAUGUUCAAUAAUGAGGUUGCUUGAAGCAAAGUCAGUCAGUCUCAUUAGUGAUGUGCGAUACCACUGAUUUCGUUUUGGAUCCUAUGCGGACUAAAAUUCAGGACGGUAUCGUGAUAUCGAGCCGAUACCGAUACUUUGCGCAAAUUCACCUAAUGUGAGCAUUUUAAAUAGUGUAUUUGGUAUAAUUGCAUAAAGAAUGCAAGGCAUUUAAUUAUUUGAAAAAUAUUAAUACAUUAAUUAUUUUAAGGUACCUCAAAAUACUUGAGGGUUUACGAUAAAUAAAAUAAAUUAGCGGGGUGAUUUACGAAAUAGCCAGGCUAAUAUACAACAGAAAAAAACGGGACAAAUCAUACAAAUUGUGUGAAAGCGGUAUUUUAAACAAUUAAAAAAAAACAAAUUAAAAUAUAUUUAAGAACUACUAUAAGAAUGAUAAAUAUGAUACCAUAAUUCACACAUGGCUCCAUUCCAACAGAUAAACAUUACCUCAAAUGACUGAAGUAUGAAAAGUAGCGACAUUUUGAUUUGCGAAUCGAUUUUAGAGCAAGUAUCGAUAUUUCAGUAUCGAUCCGCACAUCUGUUGAAAUCAGCCACGUGUGAAUUAGUUUACAUUCUGAUAGUAGUUCUUAAUUUAAUUUUAUUAUUUUACUUUUAUUGUAUAAAACACAAUUUUGGCAUUUUUGAUUUUACCCUUGUUUUUUUUUCUGUUGCAUUAGCUUAAUGCUAUCUGAAUAUACAAUACUUCUGAGCUAUGCUAUGAAAUCAACAGUGGCAGCAGCUGCUCAUUCUAGGAGGGGAAGCUCAUUUUUUCCCGAGCUACUGUUUUAUGUGUCUGUUAUUGUAUUUACUACUGCUACCAGUAGAGGGCGGUGUAUACUCACCUUGAAGACCUGUGUAGCUCCACCUGUCUGUGUGUUUGCCUGUACCAGCAUAUUAGUAGUGAUGUGUCGGUCGCGAACGAAUCGGCUAUAAGAACCGGUUCUUUGAAAUGAACGACAGGAGCCGGUUUGCGUUGUUGGGAGCCAACUAGUUAUUUUCCUCGUCCUUUUUUUUUUUUUUAUAGGCAAUUGUCAUU
Dunckerocampus dactyliophorus (ringed pipefish) is the source of this 8995-nucleotide messenger RNA. Its product is annotated as C-myc promoter-binding protein-like. Gene Ontology annotation, cellular component: cytoplasmic vesicle; ESCRT I complex. Gene Ontology annotation, molecular function: protein binding. NCBI's taxonomy places the organism in Eukaryota, Metazoa, Chordata, Actinopteri, Syngnathiformes, Syngnathidae. The coding region runs from base 326 to 6277 and encodes 1983 amino acids. The transcript has 35 exons. The record is from RefSeq and is a predicted model, not a curated record. Gene Ontology annotation, biological process: regulation of Rab protein signal transduction.